Messenger RNA from Drosophila ananassae, 2757 nucleotides. It is a transcript of the gene DIP-gamma, whose product is annotated as lachesin. Gene Ontology annotation, cellular component: neuron projection. Lineage: Eukaryota; Metazoa; Arthropoda; Insecta; Diptera; Drosophilidae. The record is from RefSeq and is a predicted model, not a curated record. Bases 1020 to 2261 code for a protein of 413 amino acids. The transcript has 12 exons.
CAGUCACGAAUUCAGUUUCGAAGCGUUCGGUUGCAGCGUUUAAGGAGCUUGUGCUGCCAAAAGGACCACAAAUUAGAAACUCUUGUUUUGUUUUGAUUUUCGCAAAAAUUUCGCGCGAAUUUUUACAUUGGUGUGCGUGUGUGCCCUCGUGGCGGGCAACCCUAGGAACUGUCUCCUGUCUUCUGGCUGACUCCUUUGGAGUGUAUGUGUAUUUGUAUUUGUCUUUAAGACAUCCCACCAAAGGACGAAGGAGCCAAGGCAGAAGCAGUAGCAGCAGUAAGCAUCCACAGCUGAGAUAGACACUCCGGAAAAUAUACAUCUCAAUAGCGGGACAUAGAUAUUACUAGAGAACCUCCUCCCUAUAUAUAUUGAGCUGCGAAAAUGACAAUUGUGAGUUGUGGUACAAAAUUGUUGGCUUCGCAUGCGGGGCACAAUCAAAGCAAACGUCAUUAGCACUCGCCGCGACAUCGCCUUCGAUUGACAGGAGCCAGAGGAGAAGGAGUAGGAGAAGAAGCAGUAGCUAUAGCAGGAGAAGGAAGCGAAGGUCCUGCCGCAGAAGCAGGCACGAACAACUUCACAUUUGCAUAACUUUAGUGCAACGCCAGCGUUCAGAUUCCGAUUCACAGAUGUCAAUGGACGUGGCAGGGGGACAGAGCAGUGAACCGAGGCAGCUGAAAAUCAAAGCCCAAUUGGCACAAACACGCGGUAAAUAGAAAUCGCAAUCGGAAUCGGAAUUGAAAUAGAAAUUCGCAUUCAAAUUCAAAUGCAAAUAGAAAUAGAAAUUGCCACGAGAGUCCCAAUAGAAGAAGAAGAAAAAAACAACAAAAAAACAACAAAAACUAUACAAAAAAACAAAACUGAAAAUAGCAACUAAAAUACCCAUAAAAUAAUAGAAAAACAAAAAGUGCCACAGAAACAGCUGCUGCAGCAAAUAAAAGAACCGCAACAGCAGCAACAACUGCUGCAACAAAAACAAGUGCAACAGCAACAACAACGAUAGCAACAAGGACAUCAACAAUAUGGAGAAGCUGCUGCAAUCGACGCUGUUUGUCAUCCUGAUAAUGGCCACAAAAUGCGGCAGUGGCACGGCCCAGAGCCAGCAUCACGAAAGCAAUUCCCAGCUGGAUCCCGAUCCAGAAUUUAUCGGGUUCAUCAACAACGUCACAUAUCCUGCAGGACGCGAGGCCAUCCUGGCAUGCUCGGUCCGAAACCUGGGCAAGAAUAAGGUCGGCUGGCUUAGAGCCUCAGAUCAAACAGUAUUGGCCCUUCAAGGACGUGUGGUUACCCAUAAUGCUAGAAUCAGUGUCAUGCACCAGGACAUGCAUACCUGGAAACUAAAAAUAAGCAAACUGCGAGAAAGUGAUCGUGGAUGCUACAUGUGCCAAAUAAAUACGAGUCCCAUGAAAAAGCAAGUCGGUUGCAUCGAUGUGCAAGUUCCACCGGAUAUUAUUAAUGAGGAGUCUUCCGCCGAUUUGGCUGUGCAGGAGGGCGAGGAUGCCACGCUCACAUGCAAGGCUACGGGAAAUCCCCAGCCGCGCGUCAUUUGGCGUCGGGAAGAUGGUGAAAUGAUACUCAUACGCAAGCCAGGAAGUCGUGAACUAAUGAAAGUAGAGUCAUAUAAUGGAUCCUCGCUAAGGUUGCUACGUCUGGAGAGACGCCAAAUGGGAGCCUAUUUGUGUAUAGCCUCCAACGAUGUUCCGCCGGCGGUCAGCAAACGUGUGUCGCUCAGCGUGCAGUUUGCUCCGAUGGUAAGGGCCCCCAGCCAGCUACUGGGCACCCCGCUGGGCUCUGACGUUCAGCUGGAAUGCCAGGUGGAGGCCUCCCCGUCACCUGUGUCCUACUGGCUAAAGGGAGCGCGAACUUCGAAUGGAUUCGCCAGCGUCUCGGCGGCCAGCUUGGAAUCCGGUUCGCCGGGUCCCGAAAUGCUACUCGACGGGCCCAAGUACGGGAUAACAGAGCGGCGCGAUGGCUAUCGGGGCGUCAUGCUGCUGGUGGUGCGUUCCUUCUCGCCCUCCGACGUGGGCACCUAUCACUGCGUCAGCACAAACUCGCUGGGCCGUGCCGAGGGCACAUUGCGGUUAUACGAAAUCAAGCUUCAUCCGGGCGCCUCUGCCAGCAACGAUGAUCAUCUGAACUAUAUCGGAGGUCUCGAGGAGGCACGAAAUGCAGCCUGCAGGAGACACACGAGGUGGCAUCCUCUGCUUGCAACACUCCUGCUGCUUCUGUGGAUGAGGACUAACCUAAGAGCUGGGGGAGCGUGAUAUCAAAACUGAGAGAAGAAGAGCCGGCAAUCAAGUAUUCCUACAGAUUCCCUCGGAUACCGACAUCGACAUCUCUCUCUCUCGCCUGCGUUCUUGUUAUUCAUUUCCGUUUCCGGUUCUGUCUCCCGACUCCUUAUAGCGCACACACAAAUAAGCACAAACACACACAUACAUAUUGCCGGAGGCACCUCCGCUGCCUCAGAAAUAUCAUUUGCAUACGUAUCAGGAAACGCGUUGUUCCCACCCGCGCAACUCUCCCUCCACUGCCCUACCCCACCCCUCCCUUCCCAUUCCCCUCCUAAAAAGGAUACGAAAAACAGGAUAUCAAAAGUGGACAAUUGGAUGAGAACCCUUCCUUUGGCCCCAAACCAAGCCCCAAAAUAAUGUUACAUUGCAUAUAAAUUAAAUAUGAAUACUAUAAAAUAGUGCAUAAAAUUUAUUAUCAUAAUAUAAAUACCGACAAAAUUAUUGAAUAAAUUAUCGCAAAGUGGAAAAA